UAAAAGGAGCUAGAAGAGGAAGCCCUAGUUUUGUGGGUCAUGGCGGAGGCAACGGGGCCGAUCGCGCUGGCACGUUACGCAUCAUCGAUCUUGUAGUCGAGCGAGGCGCUGUGAGCGAGCGAUCGAUCGUCUCUUCCAUGAUCUAGCGCCAGCCAGUCCCUGCGCAUUGGGAAUUCCAUCAGACGGAUCGAUCGAUCGAUCGGUCUACUUCCAAGGGAUUUCAGGGUUCUAGCUGCGAUCGGAGCUGCGGGUGAUAUUUCGGAAGGAAUUCUUCGCGCGGUGGAUUAGCAGCAUGAACGAUCUUCUAGCGGGUUCUUCGCCGCAAGCUAGGAUCAGCGGCGACUCAAAUGGAGACCUGGAAGCCGGGGUCGCUAACACAGGGAUGGAGGAUUUCCUUCAAGAGGUUGGACAUAUCACUACCUCAAUGGGACAGAUUAGAAAAAACCUUCACAAGCUACAGGAAGCACACGAGGAAUCUAAGACGGUCACCAAGGCGGCAGCAAUGAAAGCUUUAAAGAAGCGGAUGGAAGCGGACGUUGAUGAGGUUAGCAAAGCCGCGCGAAAGAUCAAAGUGAAGCUGGAGGCGUUGGAUAAAUCUAAUAUAUCUAAUCGUAAGAAACCGGGAUGUGGGGAAGGAUCGAGUAUUGACAGGCAAAGGAUGUCGAUGACUGCAACUCUCAAGAAGAAGCUAAAAGACCUCAUGGGAGAGUUCCAAGACUUACGACAGAAAUUCCAGGACGAGUACAGAGAAGUUGUCGAAAGAAGAAUCUUUACUGUCACUGGUAAAAGGCCAGAAGAGGAUAUGAUAGAGCAGCUGAUUGAAACUGGUGAUAGUGAAUCAAUAUUCCAAAAAGCCAUCCAAGAACAAGGGCGUGGACAGAUUUUAGAUACCGUAGCCGAAAUCCAGGAAAGACACGACGCAGUCAAGGACAUGGAAAAGAAACUGCUCGAGCUCCAUCAGAUAUUCUUGGAUAUGGCUGUCCUCGUUGAGGCGCAGGGAGAGAUGCUGGACAACAUAGAAACACAAGUUUCCAAGGCGGUGGAUCACGUCCAGGCGGGCACGAGCGCUCUCAAGAGGACCAAGCAGUUGCAACGCAGCAAGAGGAAAUGGAUGUGCAUUGCCAUCAUCAUACUUCUAAUAGUGAUCGCUGUCAUUGUUGUAGGUGUCGUAAAGCCCUGGCAAAGCAAGUCUAACGGGAGAUAGAUGUCUUACGCUAGCAAGCACGCAUCGUGUUGUUUGAUCGAUUUUUACAGUAACAAGGUGACCAUAUUUACACGA
This is a messenger RNA of Selaginella moellendorffii, 1279 nucleotides long. Its product is annotated as syntaxin-132. Gene Ontology annotation, biological process: intracellular protein transport; vesicle fusion; exocytosis. Gene Ontology annotation, molecular function: SNARE binding; SNAP receptor activity. The coding region runs from base 293 to 1204 and encodes 303 amino acids. Gene Ontology annotation, cellular component: plasma membrane; endomembrane system; SNARE complex. NCBI's taxonomy places the organism in Eukaryota, Viridiplantae, Streptophyta, Lycopodiopsida, Selaginellales, Selaginellaceae. The transcript has 12 exons. The record is from RefSeq and is a predicted model, not a curated record.